AUGGCUGCCAGUCUUGGUGAUCAAAGCGAGCACGCCUGCGCAGACCGGCGAUCACAGUCAGUGAUCCAAUGGUCCAACCUUGAAAAUGAGAAACCGGGAUCUGUGAUCCGUCUACCAAUGGAGAAGGCAGUUGAGAGACCCUCGCGGGGAACUAUUACCUCCAUCGCAUAUCGAAGCCCUGAGGUGUAUUUUAAUAAACCUUGGACAACUGCUACUGACAUCCUGGGGAAGGAGAUUGAAUUGAAUACAAAGGGUUCGCGGGGUGGGUAG
Molecule: messenger RNA, 270 nt
Organism: Coccidioides immitis RS
Lineage: Eukaryota; Fungi; Ascomycota; Eurotiomycetes; Onygenales; Onygenaceae
Exons: 2
Coding region: 1-270 (89 amino acids)
Source: RefSeq, a predicted model, not a curated record